This is a messenger RNA of Microcebus murinus (gray mouse lemur), 3762 nucleotides long. It is a transcript of the gene L2HGDH, whose product is annotated as L-2-hydroxyglutarate dehydrogenase. Gene Ontology annotation, molecular function: (S)-2-hydroxyglutarate dehydrogenase activity. Lineage: Eukaryota; Metazoa; Chordata; Mammalia; Primates; Cheirogaleidae. The record is from RefSeq and is a predicted model, not a curated record.
CGCCGGGUGCAGGGCAGCGUGUUGGGCUCAAGUGGUUGCCUCUUGGGCGGGAAAGGGAGCAGGCGAUGGUGCCGGCGCUGCGUUACCUGGGUAGUGCCUGCGGCCGGGCGCGCGGGGGGUUCCCCGGGGCGUGCGGGCCGGCGUCGGGGAGGCCUUGGUCGCUGUGUAGGGGUGGCCGCAGCGCCAGCACCAGCUCAUUUGACAUAGUCAUUGUUGGUGGCGGAAUUGUGGGGCUUGCCUCUGCCAGAACACUCAUCCUGCGACAUCCAACACUUUCUAUUGGUGUUCUGGAAAAGGAGAAAGAUUUAGCUGUUCACCAGACUGGACAUAACAGUGGUGUCAUACAUAGUGGAAUUUAUUAUAAACCUGAAUCCCUGAAAGCUAAAUUAUGUGUACAAGGUGCAGCCCUCAUCUAUGAGUACUGUAACCAAAAGGGAAUUUCCUACAAGCAAUGUGGCAAGCUUAUAGUAGCUGUUGAACAAGAAGAAAUUCCCAGACUUCAGGCCUUAUAUGAGAGAGGCCUGCAGAAUGGUGUCCAGGGCCUGAGGCUGAUCCAGCAGGAAGAUAUAAAAAAGAAGGAGCCAUAUUGUAGGGGUCUAAUGGCUAUUGAUUGUCCAUAUACUGGCAUUGUGGACUAUCGGCAGGUGGCUUUGUCAUUUGCCCAGGAUUUCCAAGAAGCAGGUGGCUCUGUCUUGACCAGUUUUGAAGUAAAAGAUAUUGAAAUGGCUAAAGAAAGCCCUUCUAGAAGUAAAGAUGGAAUGAAAUAUCCGAUUGUUAUAAAGAAUACAAAGGGAGACGAAAUUCGAUGUCAGUAUGUUUUGACAUGUGCAGGACUUUACUCAGACCGAAUUUCAGAGUUGAGUGGCUGCAGUCCUGAUCCUCAGAUUGUUCCAUUCCGGGGAGAUUACCUGCUCUUGAAGCCAGAAAAAUGCUAUCUUGUAAAAGGAAAUAUUUAUCCGGUCCCAGAUAGCCGGCUUCCUUUCCUAGGAGUUCACUUCACACCAAGGAUGGAUGGCAAUAUUUGGCUAGGGCCUAAUGCAGUUCUUGCCUUUAAGCGGGAGGGUUACAGACCCUUUGACUUCAAUGCCAGAGAUGUUAUGGAUAUACUUAAAAAUAGUGGCUUUAUUAAACUGGUAUUCCAGAAUUUCUCGUAUGGAGUUAAUGAAAUGUAUAAAGCCUGUUUUCUUGGUACAACAGUGAAGCACCUUCAAAAGUUCAUCCCUGAAAUCACUAUCAGUGAUAUACUUAGAGGUCCAGCGGGAGUAAGAGCCCAAGCUCUGGACAGAGAUGGAAAUCUGGUAGAUGAUUUUGUAUUUGAUGGAGGAGUUGGGGAUAUCGGAAAUCGCAUUCUUCAUGUGAGAAAUGCACCUUCCCCUGCUGCCACUUCUUCCAUUGCAAUUUCUGAAAUGAUUGUGGAUGAAGUAAAACAAAGAUUUGAAUUGUAAAUAAUAAUGUAAUCUCCAUGUCAGCAACAAGAAUGUACUAAUUGUGUUCUUUAAUUUUAAGAAAAUAGUUUUUAAAAAAUCUCAUUUUUGGGUCAAAGAUAAGCACUAAAUUGUUAAAAUGACGUAACUAAGAGGUAAUAAUUUUUUAAAAAUUAAAGUCCAUACUCUUUUUGUGUGUGUGUGAAUAAAGAGGCAAGAUACAGUUGUAUCUGUCCUGACACCCUCACUUUAUUGAUGACCUGUCCUUAGCAACCAUGAUCUAGAGAACAUUUGACUUCUUUAGAAUUGGGGGGAAAAUGUCAUAAGAUAUUGGUUAUUCUCUUAAAUCAGCUUUUGGCUUUAUAAUAUCUAAACUUUUUGUCUCUCCUAGACAAGAGAAUAUAAGUUCUUCUUUUAAUUUUGAAGAUUCAUAGAAAAGCUCACAUUAUUUAGAGCAAAACAAUAUUUGUAUUUGAAAAUUAAAAAUUCUUGAUUUCAAGAAAACACAUGAAAUUUCACAUUUUAAAGUAGUUUGAGUAAGAUUCUAUCUUAGCUAUAACAUUUGUAAGAAAUAACUUUAUAAAACAAACUCAAAGCCUCUAUUAUUCUCAGUCUCUUUAUAACUGAUGUGGUAUGGUGAAUCACUAAAUAUAGACAGCAGUAUACUGUAAGUGGUUGUUGCCUACUCUUUAGUCUUUGGUGGUUGAGAAACUAAAAAAACUUAGAACUGAUAGGUUUUUAUGAGAGCAGUUUUAGAAUCCUGACACAGAUAUAUAGAAGUUUGUAAUUUUAAAAAGUUAUAUAUUGUAUCUCUGUUCUGUAGUCACACUAAGAUUCUCAGAAUGUUGGCCAAGAUCACUAAUGAUUUGUACCUACUUGGUUUUUCAGGGUUCCUAUAAGUUUUUAUAUGAAUAUUUCUCCAUUUUUGGUAAAUAUCUAACUUUGAGGCAUUCACUUUUAUAAACCGCAAAGGUGCCUUACAUUUAUGCGUAAUUCGUAGAAAUUUUAAGUUAAUUCCCAGUGCCAUACUGUAUAUUUGUGUCUGGUAUCUGUUGAAUUGAUUCUUACAAUUUAGAAAGUUGGAAAAUAGAAAUGUGAAUGAAAUUGUGGUGACCUGACUAAGGAGCUUUGGUUACAGAACCAAAUUUAUAUGAGGCAUUUUCAUCUAUCUCUCUCAUGUGCUUUCUCAGUAUUCAUCUUCUACUCUUCAUUUUUCUUUCCUAUUAUCUCUCCAAAGCUGUGUGAUGAGUGAUCACACAAAGAUGUGUGAUUUUCUUGAUGGGAAAAACUUUCUUCCUUUUCCUUUCACUUCAAGUGUUGGUGAUAACAUUGAUUGAGCUACCUCAUCCAUUAAUUUGAAGGUCUACAUAUCAUCAGCUCCUGUCCAAGAAGUACACAUCCCAGGUAAAUAGAGUAGGCAGUUAUUCGACACUUGGGAUGAUUGUGUUGAAAGCAUUCAGAAAUUGUUCACAGAAGAAAUAAGCCUAAUGGUUCUUCAUAACAGUUGAUUUCUGGAAGAAAUGCAAUACACAGGAUAUUUUCCUGUUUCAUUACAAGACUACUAAGAGAUGGAAAGUUUUAUAAUUCUCUAUUUCAUCAACAGUAAGAUUACAUACAUACUAAGCUGUGAAAAUAACUGUCCUAAUUGAAGCAGUCUUCAUUCCAUUCAAGUCUGUGCUGUCCCACCCAGAAAUAAAAGUGAAAAAUUUGUUGGAAGUGUUCUGAAUAUGUAGGUUGUAAAACAUACUUAUGUCCAUAGGAUUUUGUUUAGUACCAAUAUAAUAUUUAAAGGCUUUGUGUAUUUUUGAGAGAAGAAAAUAUAUAUUAAAAUUAAAAUAUUUUAAUGAGCUUUGAUGUUGUGGAGAACAUUUUUUAGUUCUGUAAAAACUUUUAUUCAAAUAAAUUUUCUGUGUGUAAAACAUAAACUGUUUUCUUUAGAUCACAGCCAAUCUUAAAAAAAAAUCAAAACAUUUCUACAUUUGUGCAUAAUAUAACAAUGAGGUAGAGUAGUUUAUAUUUUAAGUAAAAAGUAGAGCAUUUACAUUUUUGGUGUUUCAUGUUACAGAGCUUAUUAACACUUUUAUCCACCCAUACAUACGUAUAUCAAAGUCCUUCCCAGAGUUUGCCCUGUUUGGGGAGUUGCCUUUACUGUUGGCAAGAGUUCCACUUCCCCUGAGGCCAUUUGGAAAUCUGCCUACUAGCCUGUGGGAUAACCUUAACUCUUAGAACUUUCUUCAAAGGAUGGUGGUGAGAGUGGUGUAUACUGCCAGGCCCUGGCAAGCGGAGUUUGUUGGGCCUGCUUUUGCAGGCUGUCCAACCCUGAUGGCUGUGCCUGUGA